Zophobas morio is the source of this 984-nucleotide messenger RNA. RefSeq names its product programmed cell death protein 6. NCBI's taxonomy places the organism in Eukaryota, Metazoa, Arthropoda, Insecta, Coleoptera, Tenebrionidae. The coding region runs from base 133 to 669 and encodes 178 amino acids. The transcript is spliced from 4 exons. The record is from RefSeq and is a predicted model, not a curated record. Gene Ontology annotation, molecular function: calcium ion binding.
AAGUUAGACCAGCAUUGCAUUAAAAGUCAGAAGACUUGUUACACCUUAACAUAACCUCUAUCUUAUCUUCGGAUUAGCGGAUUAGUAACCGUUUUUGCGUUUUUCAUUUAGUCCAUCAAUAAAAACCUAAAAAUGAGUCACUUUAUGUCUCCCAUGCCCAGUCGCGAAUUCUUAUGGGAUGUAUUUCAAAGAGUUGACCGUGACAGAAGUGGUUAUAUUAAUGCUGAUGAGCUUCAAUUAGCACUGUCUAAUGGUACUUGGAGCCCUUUUAAUCCGGAAACAGUAAGAUUGAUGAUUGGAAUGUUUGAUAGGCGUAAUAGAGGCCAAGUUAGUUUUGAUGAUUUUGGCGCCUUGUGGAAAUAUGUUACAGACUGGCAAAACUGCUUCCGAUCAUUCGACCGUGACAGCUCUGGAAACAUCGAUAAACAAGAACUCAAAACAGCCUUGACUACUUUUGGGUAUCGAUUAUCAGACGGUCUGGUGGAAACAUUAAUUAGAAAAUUUGAUAGACACGGAAAUGGCACGAUUCUCUUUGAUGAUUUUAUCCAAUGCUGCAUUAUUUUAUAUACACUCACUGCAGCGUUCAGACAGCAUGAUACUGACCAAGACGGUGUGAUCACCAUCCACUAUGAACAGUUCUUAAGCAUGGUAUUUAGUUUGAAAAUUUAAGAUAUGGUUGCCUUUCAAGUGUGAACCAACUAAUGUUUCAGGCGACAUUCCUUGUUAUACCCAAAUCGUAAGGUGCCACAAAAUUUCAUAAUUACAAGAUUAAGACAAAAUUGCGCUGUCCUAUUGGUUAAGUCAAUAUAUUUAGUGUGCUAAAAUUUCUCGUUGUCAUUCGAUAGCUUAGAUUAAAUCUCAUUUUUCAUAUUCUGAAUUUGUUAUUGCCGGAACAGGUAUUAAUAUAUUCCUAUUAAUGGAGAUGUUGUAUUUUAUGUAUUUUUCUAUAUUCUGUCUCAUCAAUUAAAAUGUUAGUAAUAACAA